GCUGCAGGGGUGCUUGGAGUCAUCAUGGUUCUGGUGCUGGUGAUUCUGAUCCCGGUCUUGGUCAACUCUGCGGGGACUUCGGCGCACUAUGAGAUGCUUGGAACCUGCCGGAUGGUGUGCGAUCCGUACGGGACUAAAUCGCCGACCAGCACCGCCACGGCAGACACCGUACGAGACAACAGCCUCAUCCAGUCUUUACCGACAUUCAUCCAGGGUCCCAAAGGGGAACCCGGCCGUCCAGGAAAGGCGGGCCCUAGAGGCCCUCCAGGUGAGCCGGGACCACCCGGUCCUGCGGGUCCGCCCGGGGAAAAAGGAGAGCCCGGACGUCCUGGACUACCCGGGCCACCGGGACCCAAUGCCGCUGCGGGCGCGAUCAGCGCGGCCACUUACAGCACGGUCCCUAAAAUAGCGUUCUACGCGGGCCUUAAAAAGCAACACGAGGGCUACGAGCUUUUGAAAUUCGACGACGUGGUCACCAACCUGGGCAAUCACUACGACCCGACGACGGGCAAAUUCACCUGCUCCAUCCCAGGGAUAUACUUCUUCACUUACCACGUCCUGAUGCGCGGAGGAGACGGGACAAGCAUGUGGGCUGAUCUUUGUAAAAACAACCAGGUUCGGGCCAGCGCCAUCGCCCAGGACGCGGACCAGAACUACGACUAUGCCAGCAACAGCGCUGUGCUGCACCUGGAACCCGGGGACGAGGUCUACAUCAAGCUGGACGGAGGCAAGGCCCACGGCGGGAACAACAACAAGUACAGCACGUUCUCCGGGUUCAUCAUCUAUGCCGAUUAG
Molecule: messenger RNA, 795 nt
Organism: Megalops cyprinoides (Indo-Pacific tarpon)
Lineage: Eukaryota; Metazoa; Chordata; Actinopteri; Elopiformes; Megalopidae
Gene: c1ql3a
Product: complement component 1, q subcomponent-like 3a
Exons: 2
Coding region: 25-795 (256 amino acids)
Molecular function (GO): protein binding
Source: RefSeq, a predicted model, not a curated record